AUGUACAUCGAAGACCCUCGUUCUGAUCUUAUCAGUCACUGAGAUGGAGCGAGCAAGAGUAACAGUCAUCAUAUUUGUGUGUGUUUUGUUCUGUGAACACCAGAGAGUGUUUGGGACAGAAGUGAGAAUGAGAGUUAAAGCAGGAGACAGCAUCACUCUCUACUCUGACUGUGACAAUCCUCUUGGAUCACACAUUGUUUGGAUGAGAAACUGCUCACAUGAGCAUCAACCAUCUCUGUUAAUAGACUCUACAAAACUGUUCCUGCAGAUGUUUCCACGUUUCAGUUUUGUGCAAAACAGAUCCAGUAACUCCUAUGAUCUACAUAUAGAGAAUGUCAGUGUCUCCGAUGAGGGAAUAUAUUACUGUGCAAUAGAUGAAAGAAAAGUUAAUCGCGCCAUGGGCUCACAGUACCAGUCUGGAAACAGAAGAACUCGUCUAUCUGUCUUGGAGUCAAAGUCUUCUCACACCGAGAUGUUCAACAUCACCUCCACAUUUCCUGUAUCAGACCUCAACUCAAAGCUGCUGUUCAGUGUGUGUCCUGUGUGUGUUGUUCUCUUCUUCAUCAGUGUGUACUGCCUCUGUCAGAGGAAAUCUACAGUUUCUGCAGCAACACAGACUGAGAAUAGCUUUUUUGAGCGAGAAGAUGAAGUUUGUUACGCAUCAUUGAACACGCUGUCCAUGCUGAAGAAAAAGAGAUUGCAGAGUUCCGACUUCACUACUUACACCGAAGUCAGAACCAAAAGAACAUAAACUACCAAAGAGAAUUCUGUUGUAAUCCUCAAAGAUGCAAUACAAAGUCAUGAUAUUACUAUUAUAUAACAGGCAUUACUCUGGGCUAUUGGAAAUCGAAAGGGUUUGACUUUGGUUACCUGUUGUUAUUAUUUGAUGCG
Pimephales promelas (fathead minnow) is the source of this 891-nucleotide messenger RNA. RefSeq lists its product as uncharacterized. Lineage: Eukaryota; Metazoa; Chordata; Actinopteri; Cypriniformes; Leuciscidae. Gene Ontology annotation, biological process: response to bacterium. The record is from RefSeq and is a predicted model, not a curated record.